AUGGAAGCUCGUGAAAACUCAAACACUCAGCUUUCUCUAGCGCUUGGUCCCCGUAAGAACACCAAGAGGGGUCCCCGUAAGAACACCAAGAGGGUUCUCUCUUUGGAGCUCUCCCUUGGAGCUCAGCAGGUCCAGGGCCAGGAGAGUAGUGAUGAAAAUGCCAAAAAGUCAAGGCUCUCUAAAGAGCAAGCUGCUGUCCUUGAGGCUAAUUUCAAUGACCAUCCGAAUCCGGAUACAGACAGGAAACUGAUUGAAAUUUUGCAGGCUCUAAAGAACGAGCUAGCUGACAGGUUAGGCUUGUUCCCUCGACAAGUUGAUAUUUGGUUUCAGAAUCGCAGGGCUAGGACCAAGUCCAAGAAGAAUGUGUCUGAAUGUGAAAGGCUGAAACAGGUGUGCAAAAAUCUCAUUGAGGAAAAUCUCAAGCUGAGUGAAGAAAUUGAAAAGCAGAAAGCACUGGCAACUGGUGAUCAGAAAGGAGCAUUUUAUGCUUAUGGUCUCUCAGGUUAUGUGCUCGUGUGCCCGGAUGAGUAG
Coffea eugenioides is the source of this 531-nucleotide messenger RNA. RefSeq names its product homeobox-leucine zipper protein HAT14-like. The record is from RefSeq and is a predicted model, not a curated record. Bases 1 to 531 code for a protein of 176 amino acids. The transcript has 4 exons. Gene Ontology annotation, molecular function: DNA binding. NCBI's taxonomy places the organism in Eukaryota, Viridiplantae, Streptophyta, Magnoliopsida, Gentianales, Rubiaceae.